CAACUCCGGGCCCCGGCCUUCCAGCUGGUUCACGUCUGGGGACAUAGGUCUUCGAUCCGUGAAAGUAGAAAAAUCAUCGCUCGACUGCCACCACUUGGAAAAUCCAACGUUAAAUGCAAUGAGUUUAUUCGGGAAUCCAGCUCCAGGAUCCGCGAGCUCUUUUAGGGGGUGUGAUGGCGCGGAUGGCACUCCUGGCCUCCGAACACUAGGAGGCGCUGUAAUCUCCGUGGGAGUCUCUUGGGAAGUGAGAGUUCACUGCGCAAGUGCGCUGGAGACCUUCCCCACCCACCCACCCUCCGUUCCCACGUGUGAAGUUUUCCGGCGAAGUUUUGGAGGAAAAUGCCCAAAUUCAAGGCGGCUCGCGGAGCUGCGGGUCAGGAAAAACAUGCGCCCCUGGCUGAGCAGAUCCUGAGUGGGGACGCGGUGCGAGCAGGAGCCCGGGAAAAGCGGCGCGGUCGUGGGACCGGAGACGAGGAGGAAGAGUAUGUGGGGCCCCGGCUGACCCGACGGAUUUUGCAGCAAGCACGGCAGCAGCAGGAGGAACUCGAGACCGAGCAUGGGACUAGGGGCAAACCCUCAGCGCCACGCGAGCGUACCACGCGGCUCGGUCCAGGAGUCCCACAGGAUGGAUCAGAUGAUGAGGACGAGGAGUGGCCCACCCUGGAGAAGGCUGCCACAAUGACAGGGUCAGGCCAUCAUGCAGAGGUGGUCGUGGACCCUGAGGAUGAACGUGCCAUUGAGAUGUUCAUGAACAAGAACCCUCCUGCCAGGCGUACCCUGGCUGACAUCAUCAUGGAGAAGCUGACUGAGAAGCAGACGGAAGUUGAGAUGGUUAUGUCAGAGGUGUCAGGCUUUCCCUUGCAUCAGCUGGACCCCCGGGUUCUGGAGGUCUACAGGGGAGUCCGGGAGGUGUUAUCCACAUACCGGAGUGGGAAGCUGCCCAAGGCCUUCAAGAUCAUCCCUGCGCUCUCCAACUGGGAGCAGAUACUCUACGUGACGGAGCCCGAGGCCUGGACUGCAGCUGCCAUGUACCAGGCUACAAGGAUUUUCGCCUCUAACCUGAAGGAACGCAUGGCUCAGCGCUUCUACAACCUUGUCCUGCUCCCCCGGGUACGAGACGACAUCGCUGAAUACAAACGACUGAAUUUCCACCUCUAUAUGGCUCUCAAGAAGGCCCUGUUUAAGCCCGGAGCCUGGUUUAAAGGGAUCCUGAUCCCACUGUGCGAGUCCGGCACCUGUACCCUCCGGGAAGCCAUCAUUGUGGGUAGCAUCAUCACCAAAUGCUCCAUCCCUGUGUUGCACUCCAGUGCAGCCAUGCUGAAAAUCGCCGAGAUGGAAUACAGCGGUGCUAACAGCAUCUUCCUGCGACUGUUGCUGGAUAAGAAGUAUGCGCUGCCCUACCGCGUGCUGGACGCCCUGGUCUUCCACUUCCUGGGCUUCCGGACGGAUAAGCGCGAACUGCCUGUGCUCUGGCACCAGUGCCUCCUGACUUUUGUCCAGCGCUACAAGGCAGACCUAGCCACGGAUCAGAAGGAGGCCCUCUUGGAACUGCUCCGACUACAGCCCCAUCCACAGCUGUCCCCUGAGAUUCGGCGUGAGCUUCAGAGCGCGGUCCCCCGAGAUGUGGAAGACAUGCCUGUCACCAUGGAGUGAGGAAAGUGACUUGCCCUGGUCUGAGGAGACAUGAGGGGAUACCAGGAUUCCCUGUUGGUGACACACAGCUUUUAACAGCUGAACUCGGGACAGGUCAGGACAGUGAGUGGUCACAGGCAGCUGUGACUCCCAGUGGCUGACAGGGAGGACUGGAGGGUCAGGCUGGCUCCUUCUUCCAUUCUAGGUCUUCGUCCCUACUCAGUUCUGAGGCCUGACUGGAGGUGCCCCAUGCCAGCAUUCCCACUCCCUGGCCAGGGCUUGGAAUAGGUUCUUUACGUGGGCUGUUGUGGCUCAUCACUGGGCCAUAUAGAUAAAAACCAAAGGCAGGUAUUUAUUGAACUUCUGUGUUUUGAUGUGAUCAGUAGAAAUCUUUGUUUUCCCUCUUCAGCUGGCGGGAAACUCUUCCCUUUUUGUGUUCAGAGCAGAUUCUUAACAGUUGAUACCCUUCUCUGCCGCCUCAUUCUGUGAGUCUGUGUCUCCAGUUAGAGCCUUCACAAAGUCAGAAGCUACUUUGGGGGAAUGCCAGCAACCAGGAAGGAGGAUGUUUCAAAAGAUGGUCCUGUCUCAGCUGCAGGUGGACUGCUGCAGGAGAAAGUCUCGAGAGAAAACUGCAGCCACGGAGAAUAAGGUCAGGCCCUGGAAUGCGUCAGUUUGGAGUCACCGCCAGCCAGGUUCCCUAACUUUAUUGGCUACUUAAAGCUUCAGACCAGAUGUUGGCAGAGUAGAGUUGUAAGUAGAUUUUCCUGCAGCCCAUGAGCUAAUCGUGAUUUUUACAUCUUUUAGGUGGGAAAAAAAACGUGAGUAUUUUGUGAUAGGUGAAAAUUAUAUGAAAUUCCGAUUUCAGUGUCCCUAAGUAAAGUUGUGUUGGGACACAGCUGUGCCUAUCCAUUUGUUUUUUAUGGGUGCUUUGAUGCUACAGCAGCAGAGCUGAAUAGGGUUGGACCUCGAAGAGUACAUGGGGUUGGGGCGCCAACCCCCUCAUAUAGCCAGAAAUCUGCGUAUAAAACUUUUGACUCCCCAGACAUGAGCACCAAUAGCCUCCUAUGACUGGAAGCCUUACCAAUAACCAGUCAAUUCACACGUUUUGUAGGUUAUGUAUCAUACCUACAGCAUUCCUACAAUAAAAUAAGCCGGAGAAAAGGAGAUGUAAAGGAAAUCAUGAGAGAACACAUUCACAGUCCCAUACUAUUUAUCAAUAGUGUUAAGUGAAUACAUCUAUUUAGAAAAAUCUGCAUAUGUAAGUGGACCUGCCUGGUUCCAUCCCAUAUUCAAGGGCCAGCUGUACAGUCCUUCUAGAACUUUUUUUUUAAGAUUUUAUUUGACAGAGAUCACAAGCAGGCAGAGAGGCAGGCAGAGAGAGGGGAGGAAGCUGGCUCCCCACUGAGCAGAGAGCCCAAUGCAGGGCUCUAAUUCCAGGACCCCGGGAUCAUGACCUGAGCUGAAGGCAGAGGCUUUAACCCACUGAGCCAUCCAGGCGCCCCUAGAACCCUUCUUGUUUGCUUUUGGUGACUUUCUUCCAACCUAGUUCAUGUAUUUGAAGAGAAACUGAUCAUGAAUUUUGUAUUUAUCUGCAUUUGCAUCUUUGAGAAACACUACCAACUGCCCAGGCCCCUGACACCAGACCUGCCUCCCUUUACCUCAUUUGGGGAACCACACACACACACACACACUUCAGGUCUUUUUCAAGAGAAAGGGCUGUAUUACAGUAUAUAGGUUUCUUAACCAUUUAAAGCAAAAACUAUGCCAUCUACUUCAUUUCCUUCCUAAAAAUGUGUCACUGAGUUACUGAAUAUUGUGCCUCAAGCCUGUU
Molecule: messenger RNA, 3463 nt
Organism: Mustela lutreola (European mink)
Lineage: Eukaryota; Metazoa; Chordata; Mammalia; Carnivora; Mustelidae
Gene: BYSL
Product: bystin like
Exons: 7
Coding region: 340-1653 (437 amino acids)
Biological process (GO): rRNA processing
Cellular component (GO): nucleolus; preribosome, small subunit precursor; cytoplasm
Molecular function (GO): snoRNA binding
Source: RefSeq, a predicted model, not a curated record